CGCCACCGUGGCGGCGUAGCGGGAGGCCGCUAGCCCCGAUUGAUUUGGCGGACCGCUGCGCGUCCGCAAAGAUAGCGGAAGCGAUCGCGACCCCCGCUGCCGCGAUUUUGUAGGCCAAAACCUACUGCAGGGUGGGAUGGCGUACGUGCUUGCGGACCCGGUGCGGACAGCCUCAAGGUCAGAUCGACCUCGGCUCGGGAUUCUAUCGAACUCCAGCUUGAGGCGGCAGGCUCGCUCGAGCUCGGCUCAUUGACAGCCCUCCCCCUUAGGCUUCCCUUCUCUCUGGCUCUCUCCUCCCUUGGUCUUCCUUCCCUGGCGGCGCCGACUGGGCGAGCAGCAGUGCCAUUCGUCAUCACGUCUUCGUCCAGCCCUUUGCCGGCGACGAGCAUCCACCAGGAAAGCACCUCAUUCUCAAAUGAAGCAUAUAUCCAAGAUUGUUGCUAUACUGGUAGCAAUCUCAGCCAUCUGGGUUGCACUCCUUGAAACCUCAACUGUUCCUCGAAGUUAUACUUGGCUGCUUCCAGUCUACUUGGUAGUGGCUCUUGGAUGCUACGGCCUUUUUAUGGUUGGAUUUGGACUUAUGUUCUUCCCAACUUGCCCUCAAGAAGCUAUACUACUGCAACAGGAUAUUGUGGAGGCAAAGGAAUUCUUAGCAAAGAAGGGUGUUGAUGUGGGCUCCGAGUGAGGCCAAUUUCAGCAUUCAACAUUCAUGAUCGUUUUGAAGGAUCACCAUUCUGUUCCUUGGAAUAGACUACUUUUUGGAUACUGUAGCUAGAAAAUAUAUCAUUUCACUAUGUUCUGAACUAUUACUAACACAGUUUUAGUGAGUUGACAUGUUACACUUUGUCAAAGAAUGGAGACAUAUUGAGGUGGUGUUUUUAAGUUUCAAAAAGUGCAUUGCUGUUCUAGGGAUAUUUGCUUCGCACCUCGAUUUUGUAUUGUAUCAAUUACGGCAUGCGGUAUCACCUUA
Messenger RNA from Panicum virgatum (switchgrass), 970 nucleotides. Its product is annotated as dolichol-phosphate mannose synthase subunit 3-like. The transcript has 4 exons. Gene Ontology annotation, biological process: GPI anchor biosynthetic process. The record is from RefSeq and is a predicted model, not a curated record. Gene Ontology annotation, cellular component: dolichol-phosphate-mannose synthase complex; endoplasmic reticulum membrane. Lineage: Eukaryota; Viridiplantae; Streptophyta; Magnoliopsida; Poales; Poaceae. The coding region runs from base 416 to 685 and encodes 89 amino acids.